GCGCGUACCCUUACUCUCCGACUGUCAUGGCGGCCUACAGAGUCACUCCAGCUCUGCAAAGAGUGUUGCACGCUGUUAAGCAUGCAUCCUUCCAUUCGCGCUGCUGUGUCCUUCUCAGUCGGGUUCAGUACUCCACUGCCUUUGACCACAAUGAGAAGACCUUUGAUAAGAUCCUCAUUGCAAACAGAGGGGAGAUUGCCUGCAGGGUGAUGAAGACCUGCAAACUAAUGGGCAUUAAGACAGUGGCGGUGCACAGCGACGUGGACUCCAGUGCGGUGCACGUAAAGAUGGCUGACGAGGCAGUGUGUGUUGGUCCCGCCCCCACCAACCAAAGUUACCUCAACAUGGACGCCAUCAUGGAUGCUGUCAGGCAGACCGGAGCACAGGCCGUUCACCCAGGAUAUGGAUUUCUGUCUGAAAAUAAAGAGUUUGCCAGGAGGCUGGCAGCUGAGGGGGUGACCUUCAUUGGACCUGACACGCACGCCAUUCAGGCCAUGGGUGACAAAAUCGAGAGCAAGCUCAUUGCCAAGGCAGCCAAAGUCAACACCAUCCCUGGAUUUGAUGGAGUUGUCAAGGAUGCUGAGGAGGCUGUGAAGAUCGCUAAUCAAAUCGGGUAUCCUGUAAUGAUCAAAGCCUCAGCAGGAGGAGGAGGCAAAGGCAUGAGGAUCUCCUGGAAUGAUGAUGAGACUAGGGAAGGCUUUCGGUUUUCCUCACAGGAGGCUGCGUCGAGCUUUGGGGACGACCGUCUCCUCAUUGAGAAGUUUAUUGAUAACCCAAGACAUAUUGAGAUCCAGGUUCUAGCAGAUAAGCAGGGGAAUGCACUAUGGCUGAAUGAGAGGGAGUGCUCCAUCCAGAGGAGGAACCAGAAGGUGGUGGAGGAGGCGCCCAGCACAUUUCUGGACCCUGAGACGCGGCGGGCCAUGGGGGAACAGGCCGUGGCUCUAGCCAAGGCGGUCAAGUACUCCUCAGCUGGCACUGUGGAGUUCCUCGUGGACUCAAAGAAGAACUUCUACUUCCUCGAGAUGAACACUCGCCUGCAGGUUGAGCACCCCAUCACAGAGUGCAUCACGGGUGUGGACCUGGUACAACAGAUGAUCCGGGUCGCUAAGGGUUACCCACUGAAGCACAAGCAGGAGGACAUCCCUAUUAACGGCUGGGCCAUUGAGAGCAGAGUCUAUGCUGAGGACCCAUACAAGUCAUUUGGGCUGCCCUCUAUUGGGCGACUCUCUCAAUAUCAGGAGCCUGUGAACCUGCCCAAUGUUCGUGUUGACAGUGGCAUCCAAGAAGGAAGUGACAUCAGCAUCUACUAUGACCCCAUGAUCUCAAAGCUUGUGACCUAUGGAAAAACACGAGAAGAGGCCUUGAAGAAAAUGGAGGACGCUCUGGAUAAUUAUGUCAUCAGAGGUGUGACCCAUAACAUUCCACUCCUGCGGGAGAUCAUCGUUCACCCGCGCUUCAUCUCCGGCGACAUCAGCACCGCGUUCCUGCCAGAUGUGUACCCUGAGGGGUUCAAAGGUCACCUGCUGACUGCCUCCGAGCGGCGAGAACUCCUGGCCACAGCCGCCGCGCUCUUCGUGGCUGCGCAGAUCCGCUCACAGAAGUUCCUAGGACAUCUCAGGGUGUCCAACACCCAACAGGAGCGGAGGAGCUGGGAGCUUUGUGUGGAGUUGGACAAGGCCCCGCACAUGCUCGGUGUGUCUCGCUCGGGGUCCACUUACACAGUGGAGGUGGAUGGUAAGAAAGUAGAGGUGUGUGGAGACUGGAAUCUCGCCUCAGUUCUCCUGAACGUCACAGUGAACGGCACACACAGGACCUUACAGUGCCUCUCCCGUAGUGCUGCUGGGGACAUCAGUCUGCAGUAUCUGGGCACCACGUUUAAGCUGCGUGUGUUAAGUAAGCUGGCAGCAACACUCAGCAAGCAUAUGCCUGAGAAGGUUCCAGAAGACACCAGCAGCAUCCUGCGCUCACCCAUGCCUGGGACCGUGGUGGCAGUGUCCGUCAAGCCUGGAGACACGGUGGCUGAAGGCCAGGAGAUCUGUGUCAUUGAAGCCAUGAAGAUGCAAAACAGCAUGACUGCAGCAAAGACAGCCAAGGUGAAGAGUGUCCACUGUAAAGCUGGGGAGACUGUUGGUGAAGGCGAUCUUCUGGUGGAACUGGAGUAAGCUGGAGCGGACCUUAUCUACCCACCCAACCCCACACCCUCCCAGACUGCCACUAGAACCUGCCCCCUUUGACCCUGGACCUGCCUCACCACAGCUCAGAUACCCCACAUACACACUAACGGAGUACCCCAGAAUCCACUCAAUAGAAUUCACUUAACAUUCCCUUCCUCAGUGCUCCAAUAGGGACGACUGUCAUCUAUGUUUCCCUUCUCGUUUGUUCUCCUUAGCUAUGUGGCCACAUGUAAACCUCUUCUACUGGAUCGCCACUUGGUGCUUCUCUCGUUGUUCUCUUGCAGUCUACCACCCCCUAGCUCACAGGGGGUAGAAAUGUAAAUGCAUCCUUCAUGUAUACACUUGUGCCUUCCAGGUUUAUCACAACCUUCUUGGACAAGCAGCUCUAUCUCAUUCAUCCACACAUGUCAGAAUUACUCCUGCCCACACGCACAUGGGUUGGUCACAUCACAUGACAUAACUGUCAUUCCACUAACUAUCAGCUUCACCUCUGGGUGUCCUGUUGUCUGCCUUAUGGAAAGAAAAUGUUCUUACUAGGUCUUGGGGAGCUUACGCUCUCCCACCAUGUGUUUUGUUCUAGUAGAACAUCUCUGUUUCUGGACUGUAAACUCCUCACCCUUUCUCUGUCACCCCCUAGUUAUAGGAAGAAAAUCAUGAUCCUUCAGGAGUGACUAGUUAGAAUGUUUGAAAUAGAAUAUGUUGAUAUUUCUAGUCUGUUGUUUGUUUUAUGCGUGUGCAACACAAGUGGAGGAGAUUACUGAAGGUUGUGAGGAAAUGCACGAGGUCUUCUUUUAUUCCUCCCCCAAAAUGGAAACCUACACAGCGGCCCUAAACAAAAGCUCAAGAUGUGAUGUACCCUGGCUGUGAAGUUGGACAUGAUACCAGGGGGAAUCAAAGUAUGAUAAAAGAAUUACCCUUUUGUUUAGGAUCUGUAGUAGCCUGUUUAGGGGUCUGUGUGAGCACGUGUGCACGUGUCUGUGUGGGUGGGUGUGUGUGUGUGUGUGUGUGUGUGUAUAUGGUAGACAUCUAUUUCUCAGAUGUAUUUAGAAUGGGUUAAUUGAGUUUGGUGUACAGAGCGCAUUGAUGUAAGAUGGAUUGCCAUGAUCUCUGGCAGUAGCUUCUCUAGUGCUGUGGCAGUCAAGCCCAGAAGUGUGACCCUUCACCUUUAACCUGCCGACCCCUGGCUCCCCAGCAUUUUUUGCUCCAACAUGCCUCGAGUCUGAUUCGUUUGUAAAUUGUUUUCUGAAAAAGGUUUUUGUAAAAACUAUUUUGGGGGAAUGAAUGUUUUCCCACUUGGGAAAAAAAUAAACAAAUAUGAUUCUAA
This is a messenger RNA of Alosa alosa (allis shad), 3498 nucleotides long. It is a transcript of the gene pcca, whose product is annotated as propionyl-CoA carboxylase subunit alpha. Lineage: Eukaryota; Metazoa; Chordata; Actinopteri; Clupeiformes; Clupeidae. Gene Ontology annotation, cellular component: mitochondrion. The record is from RefSeq and is a predicted model, not a curated record. Gene Ontology annotation, molecular function: propionyl-CoA carboxylase activity; ATP binding; metal ion binding.